Molecule: messenger RNA, 359 nt
Organism: Hibiscus syriacus
Lineage: Eukaryota; Viridiplantae; Streptophyta; Magnoliopsida; Malvales; Malvaceae
Product: probable plastid-lipid-associated protein 10, chloroplastic
Exons: 2
Coding region: 84-359 (91 amino acids)
Source: RefSeq, a predicted model, not a curated record
ACUGGAUUCGGUUUCUUCAUUUCAUCAACUGUUGUUUUGGGAAAUAAUCUUAAUCCCCAUUGUCGCCCAAUAUCUGAAACAUUAUGGAAUUAGCAUUUGCUGCUUCGAUAUACCCGACGCAUGGAAAGAGAGGUAUCUACGAGAUAAGACCUCUCAGCUCAAAACUCGUUACCAACAAGAAACGGUCUUUUUACAACAAGUUUCUAUGCACAGUUGCUGUUGCUCCUUACGGGAAUAGGGUAUCUUUGGUUGAGCUAGAGAGCAAGAAACAUGAUCUUCUCCUUGCUGUUCAAGACACACAACGAAGUCUUGUUACAACUGCUGAUCAACGUUCAAUUAUCGAGGAGGCUCUGGUAUAA